AUGGCCAUGGGUCGAACCAGUGCCCCGGAUUGUCUCUCCAUCUUCUCCAUCCUUGCUUCCCGAAGAUAUGAAUCUCGAUCAGCCUCCGGUUGUCGGGGCCAGCGCGUGGUCAGAGAUGGCCCUGUUAUCACAGCCGUUUCCACAGACGAACAAUCCCGUGAUGAUGGGCAGGAAUCUAGCGCUUAG
Molecule: messenger RNA, 186 nt
Organism: Uncinocarpus reesii 1704
Lineage: Eukaryota; Fungi; Ascomycota; Eurotiomycetes; Onygenales; Onygenaceae
Exons: 2
Coding region: 1-186 (61 amino acids)
Source: RefSeq, a predicted model, not a curated record